Molecule: messenger RNA, 3616 nt
Organism: Anopheles coluzzii
Lineage: Eukaryota; Metazoa; Arthropoda; Insecta; Diptera; Culicidae
Exons: 2
Coding region: 2537-3373 (278 amino acids)
Source: RefSeq, a predicted model, not a curated record
GGAGGAGGAGGAGGAGGAGGAGGAGGAGGAGGGGGCGGCGGCGGCGGAGGAGCGAAUGCUGCCGACCAGAACGGUGGAUCUCAGCCGGCGGAGGGCUACGGUGGCAGUGGGGCAGCACCCACGGGAACGGGGUGACAAUCGAACGCGCAACCGUCGACGGAAACGCGCAUCGAGGAUGGGAAGCUGUGGUACGAGCGGCGCUGGUUCCACCGCGGCCAGCCGGUGCACGUCGAGGGCCGGGACAUACCGCGCUUUCCGGCCAACAUCUCCGCGAUCGGGACCGAGGCGAUCUGCGUGAAGAAAACGUCCGACGGGCAGAAGGUGCGCAUCUUUCUGUCGCAUCUGCGCCGCGGCAAGGUGUCGAUCAAGCGGCGGGCCAACUAAACUAUGCGGACAAUGGGGGGGAGGGAGGGAAAGAAGGGCUUUUUCGGUAGAGAGGCAUGUUGGGCGUUUUUGCCGCCCGACGAGAACGAGAAGCGUUGUUUUGUGGUUUCCGAGCGCCACUGGACAAAUUUGUUUGGUUAGAGAUUUAUAAUAAUUGCGUGCGUUUUUUUGUAUAAGGAGAUAUGUGCGCUAUUUGUGAGAUAGGAAAAGGGCAGGGGCUGGGUGAAAUAGCCAAAAACCGUACGACACUUACCCACGGGCCAAAGUCGAUCUCGGAUUACAGUUGAGCAAUACACACACGCGCGCACACUAACAAAACCGCGGACUGCUACGAGCUAACACGAUAAAACUAAGAAUUCGAGCUCGCGCUCGCUCACUCUUACCCCACGAAAUACACACACGCACGCAAACACACACCAAGAGAGAAGUGUCGCCUGACUUCCUGACUGAAAAGAUGUAAAAGUGCUUGAAGCCAACGGCCGGAAGUGUAUAGAACCAGCGCGCGGAAUUCGCAAGAAAUUUCACAUCCUUUGUUGUGCUCUAACGGUCUGUCGCACUACCACCAACACCAUCGACACCACCACCAGCACCUCUAGCUCCACCCCCUUCGCAAAUGAGAUCGCACCAGCGACUAGUGAUGGGCAAAACGGCUCCGACCGGCUCCAGACAAUUUCGGAGCCGGCUCCGGAGCCGGCUCCGCUCCAACGGCUCCGGAGCCGGCUCCGCUCCGACGGCUCCGGAGCCGGCUCCGCACCAACGGCUCCGAAGCCGGUUUUAACACAAAGGACCAAAAUAACUUUUUCAAUGAAGUUUCAAUCGAGAAACUCCGUAAACAGCGGAGUAGGUCAUGUUUCAAAGAAUUUACAGGGUUUACCUAGCCAAUCCGGCAUCGUCAAAGCGUUAUCGGUCGUCGUAAAUACUUUUUCGGGCGACGUAAACCCUCAAUUGGGCACUGUCAUCUCUAUUCGAGCCUUGUGAAGUAUGAAUCGGGCAUAGUACAGAAUGAAAGCGUCCUACUCUUGAAGGUGUCAUAUCGGUCGCUCCGGUGUCCGCAUUGAUCCAUCAAGUUGUUUAAAAAUACGUAUUUUGCAUGUUGUUUAACUUAUUAUGUAUUAUUUUAAAAUGUUUACCUAAUUAAAUCAUCAAACAUAUUAUAUUAUUAAAAAAAUAUAAAACUAAAUUGCAUUGUAAGGGUUUAAAUUAAAAAUUUUAAAAAAGGAAUUUGAAUAUUUUUUGAUGUAAUUAAACUUAAAAAUAGUGAUUUUUCUUACAUAUCAGUUCAACUACUAGCAAAAAAGUAUUGUUUUACAGCUAGAAAGCAACAAAAUAUAAAGUAGGCCCAAUUCGUUCUGUACUUUGCCCGAUUCAUACUUCACAAGGCCCGAAUAGAAAUGACAGUGCUCAAUUGAGGGUUUACGUCGCCCGAAAAAGUAUUUACGACGACCGAUAACGCUUUGAAAAUGCCGGAUUGGCUAGGUAAACCCUGUAUCAAAGAAGAUAUAUUCGUUUGUUUUAUUACGCUAUCAUACAAUGAUGUCUCUAUUGAACCGUUAGUUCGGAGCCGUUGAUCUGGAGCCGUUGAUUCGUCGCCGGCCCCGGAACGGUGGGCCUGUAGCUGGCUCCGCAGCCGUUGGAGCGGAGCCGUGAGUGCAGAGCCGUUAUUCCGGAGCCGACUACGGAGCCGUUGGUGUGAAGCCGGCUCCGGAGCCGUCGGAGCAGAGCCGGCUCCGGAGCCAUGGGUGCGGAGCCGGCUCCGGAGCCGUCGGAGCGGAGCCGGCUCCGGGAAAAAGUCGGAGCCGGCUCCGGAGCCGUUAGUCCGGAGCCGGCUCCGGAGCCGUUAGUCCGGAGCCGGCUCCGGACCCGUUGGUGCGCUCCGAAACGCCCAUCACUACCAGCGACUGUUGCCGGGAGCCGUUGGAGACGACGAAGGAGUUGAGCUUCCAUUUCUGCACAGCUUCUCGAGGCGAGCGGACGUGUUUCUCCAAGCCCGUACGUGCUUUCAAGAACAAGUUCGCCAGUGUCAAGAACAAGUUGGUGUUGGUGCGAUUGAAAAAAAAUUCUUUUGAUAGCGUCGCACAUCUCUGUGUCCAAUUAUGGAUCUAGGCAACAAAGGUAGGCAAAAAAGUGCACAAUUUGGAAGAGUUUUCCCGCAAUGAUUUCCCUGCCCGGGUGGUGCGCGGUCCACUUUCCCGUCCAUUUUCUAACCACACAAAUUCACACAGACGCCACCGGCUCGGAUUCGUCGAACGAUGAUUUGGCGUCGCCGAGCUUUUUUGAUUUGUCAUCGCCGAUCUCGUCAAUCUCGCCGAUGGAAACGGAGGACGGGCCGGCGGCUUCGGCCUCACCCAUUCCGCCGAUGUCGGCGUCCCCGGAGCAGCAGCCGAUGGAUUUGGCGGUGGGCGGCGGGCAACCGGCGCGUCCACCGACGCGCCGACCGACGCGCAGAACGGCGAUGACGACCGGGGCAGGGCCGGUGGACGCAUCAGCGUCCUUUACGCGCCCGGUAGUGCUGCAGGACGAAGUGAGGUUGCGUUUGAUAGAGCGUCACUACAGUGCGGUCAACUCGCGGCCCGACACGAUUUUGGUGAUCGUACACCCCCCGCCGAUGGGUGCCGCGGGCCGCAGCGCGACACCGGCGCCCCCGCCAAUGGGUGCCGCGGGCCGCAGCGCAACAUCGUCGCGGCAGGCGGGGGAUGGUUCGGGCGCGAUCCGGCAUCGUCGGCACAGUACGGUCGGCACAUCGACGGCGGCAGGCGGGCAGCUGCGGCGAUCCAGGCGCACGGGGCGCGAGACGGUGAUGCCCCAGCUGGACGACAUGGCGGCGGUGGAGUGGGAAGACACGCGCAGCGGUUUGUUCUCGCCGCGCCCGGUACGCUCGACGCCACUGCCGGCCGCUGCCGACCAGCAGGCAGAGGCGGCUAGCGACGACGAAAUCAUUGCGCGCAAGCAGCGCCAAGCGGACUCGGAGAAGGAGAACAAGCGCGAGUGAGCGCUUGUGUUCCGGAGGACGUUUUUUUUACUUAAUGCGUUGAUGAACUGUUUUCUUGCAUAGAAAUGAACUACAAAAAAAUCGUUAAUUUGAAUUCACGCCUCAAUCGACACACAACCAUUGUAAGAUGCGAAGCGAGCCCGUUUGUGAGACACCCGAUGUGCCAUGACGAACAAUGUGAAUUACCAAUAAAGAUGAGUUCAACUACAAAGGUGUGUCGCUUGUGGGGCACCUGAAAAGCAA